AUGCUACCUUCUAAUGCAUUGGAUGCCAUCAGGUGUUGUGGCCCAAUCAUAUUCCCUAAUAUAUUUAUGUUAUUAAAAAUGUUGUGCUGUCUACCUGUUUCUACUUCAACACCAGAAAGGUCUUUUUCUGGCUUAAAAAGAAUAAAAACCUACCUCAGAAACAGUAUGAAAGAGGAACGUCUCAAUGGUUUAGUGUUACUGAGUUAUUAUAGGAAUGUUGUUAUCACGCCAGAUGAAGUAUUAAAUGAAAUGGCAAAGAAGCCGAGAAAAAUUGACUUAGUGUUAUAA
This is a messenger RNA of Macrosiphum euphorbiae (potato aphid), 288 nucleotides long. Lineage: Eukaryota; Metazoa; Arthropoda; Insecta; Hemiptera; Aphididae. The record is from the annotation of a GenBank genome assembly.